AUGUAACCACUUUGUGAUCCAGCACAGGAUAGAGUAGUCAAGCAAGUUCCUUUACCUCCUCAUCGCCCUCUGGAUAAUGACCUGAUGUUUCCUGCCAAGAAUUAGGGUAAUAGAUGGCUAUUGAUCAUAGGGAAACCUGACUGGAAGCUCAUAAAGGAACAUUUAGAAAGAGAGGGAAGAAUUGCCAAAAAAGAAGUAAUUAAGUUGGUGACAAUGGCAAACAAAAUCUUUAGUAAGCAAUCGUUCAUUAUAGUUAAGAGAAUGAGGGUAGUUUGAUACAUCUGUCAGAUCCUUUGACCGUGGUGGGAGAUAUUCAUGGGUAUGUUGAAAAUAAUAAGUUAGAUAAUUUUAUGAUUUUCUCAAAAUUCUUGAUGUUGGAGGCAAUCCUGAAUCAUAGAAAUAUGUGUUUUUGGGCGAUUAUGUUGACAGAGGACCAUUCUCCAUAGAAGUGUUAAUUUUGUUGUAUUCUCUAAAAAUCAAUUAUCCACGGACUAUCUAUAUGUUGAGAGGCAAUCAUGAAUGCAGACAACUCACUUCAUUCUUUAACUUCAUGGAUGAAUGCAAAUACAAGUACGAUUAAGAAUUGUAUGAUGUUUUCAUGGAUUCAUUCGACAAUCUUCCAUUGGCUUGCAUUAUCAAUAAUCAAUUCAUUGCACUUCAUGGAGGAAUCUCUCCAGAACUAAGGAAUGUAUCAGAUAAUCCAUAUCAAAAAGGUCACUGACGUCAAUUUGGUAGAGAGAUUCAGAGAACCACCUAAAAAUGGACUCUUUUGUGACAUCCUUUGGGCAGACCCCGUAGACAAUGAUGAUGGAAUUUGCGAAGGACAGUUUCGAAUUAAUGAAGUCAGAGGCUGCUCCUACUUUUAUGGAAUGGAGGCAGUUAGUAGAUUCUUGGAAAGAAACAAGUUGAUAUCAGUCAUCAGAGCCCAUGAAGCUCAAUUAGAAGGAUACAAAAUGCAUAGAUGGGAUGGGGGAUAAGAUUUCCCUAUGGUCAUUACAAUAUUUUCAGCUCCCAAUUAUUGUGAUGUCUACAAUAACAAGGGUGCUGUCAUUAAGUUCAAAGUAUGUAUUUUCUGCUACUCUCUAGAACAAUGAUCUGAAUAUUCAACAAUACAACUAUAGUUAGCAUCCAUAUCUGUUACCCAAUUUCAUGGAUAUCUUCACAUGGUCUAUUCCAUUUGUUGCUGAAAAAGGUUAUUAUUCAUAAUCUCAUUAUUGUAGUCACUGAAGUGUUGUUCCACAUCAUACAACCAAGAGAUGGGGAGGCCAUGGAUGAGAUCGUUGAUGAAGAUGACAUUGCCAAAUUCAAAGAAUUAGUAGGAGAUUAACAACAUAAAAAUAAAGAUGUCUUCUUGAAAAGCAAAAUCAAAUUUGUUUUUAGAAUGAUGCAAAUUCAAAAAGGAUUAAGAUAACAAAGUGAAAGUCUUGUCCAAACCAAAGGAGCUUGUCCUGACAACCGUAUUCCUAAAACACUUCUAGAUAGUAUUAAAGAUUGUAAACAUUCUCCUCUAAUAUUUAGCAAAUGGGGCAUUUUAGACUGCUAAAAUGGCUGACUCUAUCAAUGAGAAAAGACCUGGACUCAGUUAAUGAUAUUCAAAUCAUAUAAAAACAC
This is a messenger RNA of Paramecium octaurelia, 1611 nucleotides long. NCBI's taxonomy places the organism in Eukaryota, Ciliophora, Oligohymenophorea, Peniculida, Parameciidae. The record is from the annotation of a GenBank genome assembly.